CGUCAUCUCCUUACAGCCAGCCUCCGGUAGAUGGCGCUAAAGCGCAUCAGUCGCCAAGCGCCACAAAACAAGAAGAAGAAGAGGAAAAACACAAAAAAAAGCGGGAAGAAGUAGGGUACCCAAAAAUGGAGGUCUCAGCCCCAGACUUUUUGAUAAUGUCUUCAAACGACCGCGGUCGGUCCUGGGGGGAAACAGAGACCAGGGAUCUGAUUAAAAUAUGGGCGGAUGACACGAUCCAGGCGAUGCUGAACGGAUUAACAUUUAAUCAUAAAGUUUUCGUUCAAAUUUCUGAGGUGAUGAAGUGUAGGGGCUACGACCGAAACCCGAAGCAGUGCCGAGAGAAGAUAAAGAAGCUCAGAUUAGAGUAUAAGAAGAUCGUUGGGGAGAAGAAAAACGGAUCAGAGAAAGGAGAAACAACAUGGAAGUUCUUCGAAGCCAUGCAUGAAGUUUUAGGUCGUCCUGCACCGACCUGUGGUCGGAACUCUGCAGCACGUGAGGAGGAUGAUGAUGAUGAAGAUGAUGAAGAAGAUUAUUAUGAUGAUGAUGAUGAGACAACAACAUCAGAAGAUGAGGAAGAGGAUGAGGAUGACGAUGACGAUGAUGAUGAUGAGACAACAACAUCAGCAGAUGAGGGAGAGGAUGAGACCCCCUGCAUCAGACAGGAUGCACCACGGAAACGUUUGGUGCUGUUUUCCACAAAGCAGGACAUCGUCCUUCUGGGAGAGGUUGUCAACCUGAACCCCUUCGCUUCCAAAGAGCAAGGCCGCAUGUGGGACUUUGUGGGGGAGAUGGUCACUGACGCCCUCCAGGGGGACUUCGAGGUAGACGGCAAGACGUGUAGGGAGAGGACCAUGCUGCUGCUCGACUAUUACAAGAAACAAGAUUUUUCCAGUCUGCGCAGGUUUGGGACAGAGCGGUUGUACGCCAAGAAGGAGGAUUUGCUUCGUCAGGUGAUGGAGCUGGAGGCUGAGAAAAGCCCUCCAGUCAAUGGUGACGGUCCAAAGCACCAACCUGAAGAGCGAAGGGAUCAAAUCAGUGAGGAGCUAGCUUGGUCUGAACCAGAAAAACCUGACAUCACAACGCUGCCACCUGCUGGUGGUAUGGAUGUUAAUACAUCAUCUUUAUUAGUCGCUGCAGAAGCAGAGGAUGAACGUGCGCCCGCGGCAGAGCUUCCAGCGGCGCCUGCAGCCAAGCGGCCCUGCCACUGCUGCUUCAAGACCUACGCUGGGAUUCUGAGCUUCCUGGAGAAACGCUCAGAGGCCGAGCAGCGGCUCCGGGAGGAGGAGCUGUCCUUCCGCCGACAGGAGUUGGACAUUCAGAAGAGUAAAAUCGCUCUGGAGAGAGAACGGCUGGAAGUGGAGAAAAAGGAGAGGGAGCAGCGGUUUGAGCUGGAGAGCCAGGAGAGGCGGGUCAUUUUAAACCUGCUGAAAGAGAAAGUGCUGACAGGCUGAGGAUCUGCCAACAUGGAGGGAAGACGCUACAGCUAGAAGAUCAGAGGAAGAGUGAGCCACGAUCCCAGAAUCUGAUCCCAGCUCUGUUCGGCUCACCCCGCCUCGCUAUACGUCAGCAGUUUGCUAACGUCGCUACUGAAACUGGAUGAGGACAUCGCUGCUAGAGUCUAAACCACUGCUGAAACGUUACAGAUAAGCUGCUGCAUCUAUGGACUGGAACAGAACUUUGUUAACCAGAUAAAACACUGGAUCCCAGUGGCUCCCAUUGGGUUCAUCUGCUGGGUUACAGGCUGCUGUCUUGGAGAACACACGUCUGAAUGGCUCAGAGCUAUUUUUUUUUAUUCAAAAAGUCAAUAAACGAAUCAUUUUA
This is a messenger RNA of Cyprinodon tularosa, 1821 nucleotides long. Its product is annotated as stress response protein NST1. Lineage: Eukaryota; Metazoa; Chordata; Actinopteri; Cyprinodontiformes; Cyprinodontidae. The record is from RefSeq and is a predicted model, not a curated record. The transcript is spliced from 9 exons. Bases 126 to 1451 code for a protein of 441 amino acids.